AAGGCGGAGGCGCGCCCAAGAUGGCGGCCUCCAUGUGCGACGUGUUCUCCUUCUGCGUGGGCGUGGCAGGCCGGGCCCGGGUCUCCGUGGAAGUCCGCUUUGUGAGCAGCGCCAAGGGGAAAGGGCUAUUUGCCACACAGCUGAUCCGGAAGGGAGAGACCAUCUUUGUGGAACGGCCCCUGGUGGCUGCACAGUUUCUUUGGAAUGCACUUUAUCGCUACAGAGCCUGUGACCACUGUCUGCGGGCACUGGAGAAAGCAGAGGAGAACGCCCAGCGGCUAACUGGGAAACCAGGCCAGGUUCUGCCACACCCCGAGCUGUGCACUGUGCGCAAGGACCUCCACCAGAACUGUCCCCAAUGCCAGGUGAUAUACUGCAGUGCAGAAUGUCGCCUGGCAGCUGCUGAGCAAUACCAUCAGGUCCUGUGCCCAGGCCCCUCCCAAGAUGACCCUCUGCAUCCUCUCAAUAAACUGCAGGAAGCAUGGAGGAGUGUUCACUAUCCACCUGAGACAGCAAGCAUCAUGUUGAUGGCACGGAUGGUGGCCACAGUGAAGCAGGCGAAGGAUAAGGAUCGUUGGAUCAGGCUCUUCUCCCAGUUCUGUAAUAAAACAGCCAAUGAGGAGGAAGAGAUUGUCCACAAACUCCUGGGGGACAAAUUCAAGGGCCAGCUGGAACUUCUGCGGAGACUCUUCACAGAGGCCCUUUAUGAGGAAGCACUUAGCCAGUGGUUCACUCCAGAUGGAUUCCGGUCUCUCUUUGCUCUCGUUGGUACCAAUGGCCAAGGAAUUGGGACCAGCUCCCUGAGCCAGUGGGUUCAUGCCUGUGAUGCUCUGGAGCUGAAACCUCAGGACCGAGAACAACUGGACAACUACAUCGAUCAGCUCUACAAGGACAUCGAGGCAGCAACUGGCGAGUUUCUUAACUGUGAAGGAUCCGGCCUCUUUGUGCUUCAGAGCUGCUGCAACCACAGCUGUGUUCCCAAUGCAGAGACCUCCUUCCCAGAAAACAACUUCCUUUUGCAUGUCACUGCCUUGGAGGAUAUUAAGCCAGGAGAGGAAAUUUGUAUCAGCUAUUUAGACUGCUGUCAGCGGGAGCGCAGCCGCCACAGCCGCCACAAGAUUCUCAGGGAGAAUUAUCUUUUUGUCUGUUCCUGCCCCAAAUGCCUGGCAGAGGCAGAUGAACCCAACGUGACCUCAGAGGAGGAGGAAGACGAAGAGGAGGAGGAGGAUGCAGAGCUGGGGGAUGAGAUGACUGAUGUGUGAUGUUGCCUGCCUAGAAAAGGCCCUGCCCCAGAUCCUGCCGGGAAAGGGGGCCUUCCCUCAGAGAAGAGGCUUGGAAGGAACACCCCAAUCCCGUUGCCUGCUUCCCCUCCUUCCAGCUCUGUUUCUGCGGGCGGGUAGGACAGAGGCUGGACCCUAGGCUCUCCAUCCCCCACCAGACUUCACGCCCUGGACACUGCUGCUGAGCGGCUUGGGCUCUGCGCUAUAUACUGAGCCUUUCGAAACUGGCCUUCCCCUGAGGCACUUCACUUCAGGGUGUGAAUGGCUAGAACCAUGUCAGGGCUUAACAGUAUUUCUUCCCCUUGGCCCCAUGGCCAUGCUUACCCAUCCGCCUGAGGCUCCACCUUCUCAACUUGCUAGUGAGAGUUGAUAAGGCAACUGUUCAGCUGCUUACAUAGCUGUGAGGGACAGGAAAGAAGAACUGGGCAUCCAGAGGACCUUCCCUAUGGCUCUCUUCCAUCAGGAGAACACUGAGCCAGGGGGAUUACGUCCCUCUCGCCACCUCCUCACUCUCACCAUCCAAACAUCUGGGAUAGUAAAGAUUAACCUCUCCCCCAGACUCUACAACCUGCACUUGUGCCUUGCCUCGUGGGCUCUGGCACAGUGGCUGGCCCAAUUGGGGUAUAGAAGGGGCCGCUGCCUCCCUCAGGAGGAAGGGGCAUGUGGGGGAUCUUUACCCUUUCCUCAUACCCUUGUCCCACUGAGGACUCCAGCAACAUGGCUGAAACCUGGGUGUUGACAUGCCCAUGCUGCUUAAUUCAGGAUGCUCUAGAGUCUUCCUUGGGACCAGGUUAAAAUGAGUCAGUGAGACGCCUGGCCUCAGUCUCCAUCUUUAGGAUUUCCACAGAACAUUGAAGUCUUCCAGAAACCUAGACUUGCUGGGCUACUCUGAGAUCAGCCCUGACUGUGUCCUCUCCCCUCAGAUUAGCACUACCCCUCUCACUCUUAGGUUGGAUGCUGUGGGAAUUACAACCCAUUACUCUCAGUUCCUUCCAGCCUACCUUCCCUGAGAGGCCUGCCACCACCCCACCCCCCUGAGGGAUCCCAGGGAGGGCAGGUGCCCCACAGGCCCUUUCCUGGAUUAUGGAGCCAGAUGGAACCUGCCUGUCUGGCCUAUUGGGUUCUUCACAGAAGCUAGCACCCCCUCCCACCCUGCCUGCCCACUAUUCUCAAUAAAAUAUGAAUGGUGACAGGCCUCUGCAGGAAUGCUUUGUGAAGAGUGGUUUAACAGGCUGGCUGUGGCACACAGCAGGCCAAGUAAGUGGUGCAUAGGGGCACAGGAUAGACAGGGUGAUAGCAGGAGACAGGGGCUCCAGCUCUCCACUUUGGGCUCAUCUCUGGUCUCUGACUCUGCUGUGUAAAUGUUUCUAAGACCCAAGAGGAAGGGUCCUCUGAGGUCCAGUGUGAAUGCCCAGUGCCAGCUGCAAGAUGAGUCUUCUGUGUUGAGAUCCAACAUUAGCAGUCCAAGCAUUGGUCCUCAGGAAAUUGAUCAAGUCACGUAUCCCCUCUGGGCCUCAGUCAGUUCCUCCCAUCAAAACAAGAGCAUGGGAUCAGAGGAGUGUUUGUAUACCACCCCUCCCUCCCCCCACCCCUAUACUCUUAUUAUUCUAGGACACAAUUGCAACCCUGAUAAGAGACUUUAUUGCUAAAAAGUCUGAGGAUUUAUUGAGUCCCCAAACACCCAAUCCUUAAACCACACCAGGAACUGCUGUGAAGAACAUUGUGAGGAAGAGACCCUGGGUGGGGGAGACUGGAGCCAGGUGGGACUUGGCAGGUCACAGAUGGCUCCUGGGUUCCUUGCCUUUAAUUUCUUUUGUUCCACAUUCUACCCAGAAGCCCUGGGAUCUGGCUCUUGCCUCUUCCCACAGCAUGAGAUACCCUUGGGUGUACCCUGGGGAAGGGAAGGCCAGUGGUGCAGCUUCCCUUAGCCUUGCCAAGGCCCUAGCCUGUGACCUGUACCUGUCCCCCUUUCCCCAAGUGCUAUCCCCAAAUCCCAAACAGCAGAAUUCCUGGAUUCCCCCUUCCCAGCCCAGAGUUGCUUAUGGCAGGAAUGUGGGACCAGUUCUACCAGAAGGUCCAGGGUGGCUGCAGCAGCUCAAAGGUGGGGAUGCUGGUGACAUUAACUGGAAUGGAAAUGA
Molecule: messenger RNA, 3418 nt
Organism: Talpa occidentalis (Iberian mole)
Lineage: Eukaryota; Metazoa; Chordata; Mammalia; Eulipotyphla; Talpidae
Gene: SMYD5
Product: SMYD family member 5
Exons: 13
Coding region: 21-1262 (413 amino acids)
Molecular function (GO): protein binding; histone H4K20 methyltransferase activity
Source: RefSeq, a predicted model, not a curated record